This is a messenger RNA of Nycticebus coucang (slow loris), 4834 nucleotides long. It is a transcript of the gene AHCYL2, whose product is annotated as adenosylhomocysteinase like 2. The transcript has 17 exons. Gene Ontology annotation, biological process: L-methionine cycle. The record is from RefSeq and is a predicted model, not a curated record. NCBI's taxonomy places the organism in Eukaryota, Metazoa, Chordata, Mammalia, Primates, Lorisidae. Gene Ontology annotation, cellular component: cytosol. Bases 62 to 1894 code for a protein of 610 amino acids.
AGGCGGGGCCGAGCAAGAGCAGGGGCUGGAGUCGGAGCCGGCGGUUGCAGUGGAGGCGGUGAUGUCGGUGCAGGUUGUGUCAGCAGCGGCUGCCGCCAAGGUGCCUGAGGUGGAGCUGAAGGACCUGAGCCCCUCCGAGGCGGAGCCGCAACUGAGACUGAGCACGGCGGCGGUGGGCGCCAUGGGCCCCCCGGCGGGCGGCGGAGACCCUGAGGCUCCAGCUCCCGCUGCGGAGCGGCCCCCGGCUCAUGGCCCGGGCUCGGGGCCGGCCGCCGCUCUCAGCCCUGCCGCCGGGAAGGUGCCUCAAGCGUCGGCCAUGAAGCGAAGCGACCCGCAUCAUCAGCACCAGCGGCACCGCGACGGUGGCGAGGCCCUGGUCAGCCCCGACGGCACCGUCACCGAAGCGCCGCGCACAGUCAAGAAGAUCCAAUUUGCUGACCAGAAGCAAGAAUUCAACAAACGUCCCACCAAAAUUGGACGUCGCUCUCUGUCUCGGUCCAUUUCUCAGUCAUCUACUGACAGCUACAGCUCAGCGGCUUCAUAUACAGAUAGCUCUGAUGAUGAGACAUCCCCCAGGGACAAGCAGCAGAAGAACUCUAAGGGAAGCAGUGACUUCUGUGUCAAGAACAUCAAACAGGCAGAGUUUGGACGAAGAGAAAUUGAAAUUGCUGAACAAGAAAUGCCUGCACUGAUGGCUUUGAGGAAGAGAGCUCAAGGAGAAAAGCCUUUGGCUGGAGCCAAAAUUGUGGGUUGCACACAUAUUACUGCUCAGACUGCUGUGCUCAUGGAAACUCUAGGUGCUCUGGGGGCACAGUGCCGAUGGGCUGCCUGCAACAUCUAUUCCACUCUCAAUGAAGUAGCUGCUGCUCUAGCAGAAAGUGGAUUUCCUGUGUUUGCCUGGAAGGGAGAGUCAGAAGAUGACUUUUGGUGGUGCAUUGAUAGAUGUGUAAAUGUUGAGGGCUGGCAGCCAAACAUGAUCUUAGAUGAUGGAGGGGAUCUCACUCACUGGAUUUAUAAAAAGUAUCCCAACAUGUUUAAGAAAAUCAAGGGCAUAGUAGAGGAGAGUGUCACUGGAGUUCAUAGGCUAUACCAACUGUCCAAAGCUGGGAAGCUGUGUGUUCCAGCCAUGAAUGUCAAUGACUCAGUCACCAAACAGAAAUUUGACAACCUGUACUGUUGCCGUGAAUCAAUUCUUGAUGGACUUAAAAGAACAACAGACAUGAUGUUUGGUGGAAAGCAAGUGGUGGUCUGUGGCUAUGGAGAGGUGGGGAAGGGGUGCUGUGCUGCCCUCAAAGCCAUGGGCUCCAUUGUGUAUGUAACAGAGAUUGACCCCAUCUGUGCCCUGCAAGCCUGUAUGGAUGGAUUUCGACUGGUGAAAUUAAAUGAGGUCAUCCGACAAGUGGACAUUGUUAUUACCUGUACAGGUAACAAGAAUGUGGUAACCAGAGAGCACCUGGACCGUAUGAAGAAUAGCUGUAUUGUCUGUAACAUGGGACAUUCCAACACGGAGAUUGAUGUGGCAAGUCUGCGGACACCAGAACUGACCUGGGAGCGGGUGAGGUCCCAAGUUGACCAUGUGAUAUGGCCUGAUGGGAAGAGGAUAAUACUGCUGGCAGAGGGCCGUCUGCUGAACCUAAGCUGCUCCACAGUGCCUACAUUUGUGCUCUCCAUCACUGCUACUACUCAGGCUCUCGCCUUGAUAGAACUUUACAAUGCUCCUGAGGGACGCUAUAAGCAGGAUGUCUACCUGUUGCCCAAGAAAAUGGAUGAGUAUGUGGCAAGCCUACACCUGCCCACCUUUGAUGCCCACCUGACAGAGCUGACAGACGAACAGGCCAAGUAUCUGGGACUCAACAAAAAUGGGCCCUUCAAGCCUAAUUACUACAGGUAUUAAAUUCCUGUAACUCAAGCCAGAAGUUUUAAGGAAUAAAACUCCAAGCCUUUUCUCCACUACUAUACAAGAAAGAAUUCAGCAAGCUGCUUCUCCAAUCAGAGCUGCCCGCCGUGCUCAUCCUAUGUGUUAGAUUAUUUAUUUAUUAAAAUCUAGACUCCUGUGCCUAUAGCUUUGGCCCAGUGUGUGGUUACUGCCCUGAGGGCCAUGAGAGUCACAGAGGAUAGCCUGAGGAAGGAAAGGCAUGGGGUAACUGCUCCCACUGCAUUGUUCGUGUCAUUCCCUGUGGACUCUGAAUCCUCAGCAAUGCCAUUUUUCUCUUGUUCAGGCUCAGUAGUCCAGGGAUUCCAGGCCCCUUGUUCCUUGGGGGUUUGGGGAAUAAAUUAUCAGCAGCUGCCUUUCUCAGCUUUAGCCCUUCCCCAGGUAAGGCCUUUUGGAAGCCUCUGAAUUAACACAGCCUUGAACAUCACUGUCACUGCCUUCUUUAUACAAAGGCUAGUAAGGAAGGAAUGUUAUUUAUGGCUUUGUCAAGCUACCCCAAGAAUUCAGCUUUGCUGUGCCUAAUGGGGGUCUCCUUCCUUACCCAGGACUCCUUUCUUCUCCUUGAAUAUUUAUGUCCAUUUUAAUGCUUUCUGGUUCCAAGAGGGAUGUGCUUCUGUUAUUUCCUUCACAGCUCUGGUGUUUGUCAGACAUUUAUUUUGUUGUCUUUUUAACCCAACAAACCUCUGCUCAGGAAGUGGGGGCUGCAUUCAUUAGGCCUCAUAGUUUUACUUUUCCUUGUCAUUUAACUAGUUUCCUAUCUAGUUUCCAGAUUGGCACUGUCUCAGAAAGAAGGGUUUGUGCUGAAACUGCUUCCUGAAAGUUCUGCCGUUGCCUAAAACUACUUCUGAAAGUGGGUAGGGAAAGGCAUACUUUCCCAGGGAUUUAAGGGUAUAAGGCUUUGGAAAUGGGACAGGUCUUUCAGGCCCACAGCAUGACACCCUAAAGAAAUAGUAUAUUUGUUUCCCAGGAAGGUUUUUGCCGCUUGACUGACUGAAGGAUGCAGAGGUGACAUUGUAGGCUGUAUCCAGAUGAUCAAAGCUAGUUUGACCAGUUUGAAUCUCAGACAUUUCAUCCCUUUGGCCAUUGCCAUUGAUGAAACUGAGAUCUGCAAUCUGAUCUAUGGUCUUUCCUCUCCACGGACUUAGCCUUUAUGAUUGACCUCUUCAACUUAAAGAUUCUGUAUUUCACAGAUAGUUUCUUGAGUAAAUCCAACAUUACAAAAUAUUAGUAAUGUAAACAGUGUGAAAUUUUAUGUCCCAUCCAAGGAUUGGAUUCCUUUUGGAGACUGACAUGCUGGUCUCAGGAAUUCCACUAGGAGCAGAUUAGUUCUAAGAGUUAAAGUCUGGAGUGGCCCUUGGAAUCUUGAAUUAAAUGAGUCCCUCUUUCCCUUACUGACCCAAUUUUACACUCCGUUUCUCAUUUUUUCCCCAUGCUGGUCCGCCUCAAAGUCUCAAGACCGAGGUGACUCAAGGAAACAGCAUAACAUCCACAAUUACUGUAACUUUCCCAUCCUUAUUCUCCCCCCAGCCAUAACCCUCUCCAACUUCCCCUGGUCUUCACAUAUGCCCUCAGACCUUACUUUUGGAAGUAGGGAGGUGGAACUUGGAUAAAUGACUAUUUGUAUACAGGCUCAGCACACACGGUCCAAUUCUUCAGAGGCCAUAUUUCUCAGCAAGUAUGGAGAAGUGCUACAUACAUGGCUGUAUUCUUUUAUAUAAGGAAGAUCAUAAAUGUUGAAAAUUCCACUAAGCCACUUGAUUCUUUUUGCUUACCCAGUUCUGAUUUUUGUAGUAAUUAACUGGAUCCCUUUAGUAAAAGAUUCAGUUCUUUGCACCUCAUCUUAUAUCCAGAGAAGAUUCCAUUCAGCAGAUACAUGGACUCUAAUCUAUUAUGUUCCUACACCAAAAAUCAUAAUAUCCUGAUUCUCAGCAAAGCCUUGCUCUCUGUGGAGCUUAAUAUAUGCCAGUACUUACAGAGUAUACUCUGCCUUGUCAUAGUAAAGAGGCCCAUUCAAAUAAAAAAGGAGCCACACUGGGCUUCUAAGUUAGGUUGCCAGUGUUGCUGUCUGUGAUGAGGUUAUCUGCCUCUGUGUUUCAAGUGAACUCUCUUCUUACACUCUGGGAACCCUAUGUCAGCAACCAUUAAGAAGGAGGAGGCCCAGGUUUCCUAAGUAUUUGUGUUCUGUCUUAGUUUUGGAAAUCUGGUCAUUAUUCCCUCCACCCUUGGAAUCAGAGCAAAUGUGUCUUCUUCCAACUUCUCACCUUAGAUGCAUCUUAGCUGUCUAUCUGGAAACAUGGGAAAGAAGGCUAAUUAUCCCUGUCACCUUGCCUGUGAGGAUACAUACUAUUUUCUCUACAAUGAAUUUGUGCUAGUUUUCAAGACCUUUUUUGCCUUCUUAAUGGAAAUAGUUUUCUUUUCCUCAAAAAAACAUAUAUCUAGUCUACUUCCCUCUGCCCUCCUGCCCCCUUACUCCCACCCUCCCAUACGAGCACGGCUCCCCAGCCACACACUCCUGCAAAGCUUUUUUGCUGCUUAGCUUUUCUCUAAACAGAUCUGAAAUUGCUGCUCCUGUGGUUUUCCCCAAAUUAACUUUGUCAUGGUUUAAAAAAGGAAUUAAAAUGCAAAAUUGUUGCAUUAAGCUUUUUUAAUAAAGGAAAAUUACAGAAGGAAAAUAAGCAACACCAGCAAAUUGUAUGUGGACAAAUUCUAAACUAUAUACACACAUAUAUAUACAUAUAUAUAAUAAUAAUCUAGUUCUGUCAUCUUACUGAAAGGAAUAAAACCUUUAAGGAUCACCAUUUCUGAGAAGCUCUUGGAAAUCUUUAUGUCUAAGUGACUGUAUUAGAUCAGCAAUAAUGACUAUGUAAUCUCAAAACACAAAUAAAAUAUUCUUAAAAUGGA